Molecule: messenger RNA, 414 nt
Organism: Aegilops tauschii subsp. strangulata
Lineage: Eukaryota; Viridiplantae; Streptophyta; Magnoliopsida; Poales; Poaceae
Product: AP2-like ethylene-responsive transcription factor At1g16060
Biological process (GO): regulation of DNA-templated transcription
Molecular function (GO): DNA-binding transcription factor activity; DNA binding
Source: RefSeq, a predicted model, not a curated record
AUGACGAACAAGAAGCCUACUUGGUCCUCCUCGGCGUCCGCCUGCUCCGGGGGCUCCCGCAUUGGGUUAUCCUGCGCGGUGACGAACCAGAAGAGGAAGAAGAGGGCCAGGAGCGACGCCGUCGUUCUCCCGUCGAGGGGGUCGUCCGUCUACAGAGGCGUGAGCAGGCACUGCGCCUCGGGGAAGUACGAGGUGCACCUGUGGGACAGGCAUUACCGGAGCACGGUUCAGAACAGGAGAGGCAGGCAAGGAGCUUAUGACACCGAAGAGGCUGCAGCUCGCACCUAUGACCUCGCGGCGCUCAAGUACUGGGGUGCACAGUGCGGCGGCCUCCUCCUUAACUUCCCAGUAAGUUGUGUCUUGUCAUAUGUCAGUAGUCAAUACGAGUACCUGUACUACUCAGCUGGCAGCUAG